Messenger RNA from Schizophyllum commune H4-8, 299 nucleotides. RefSeq lists its product as uncharacterized. NCBI's taxonomy places the organism in Eukaryota, Fungi, Basidiomycota, Agaricomycetes, Agaricales, Schizophyllaceae. The transcript has a single exon. The coding region runs from base 1 to 249 and encodes 82 amino acids. The record is from RefSeq and is a predicted model, not a curated record.
AUGGCAUCUGCCCCUUCACGUAUCUGGGCAGGUGGUGCGCGGGGGUUCUCCAUAGCACGGCGACCCUGUCCUCAGGGAAAACCCGCGCAUUGUAUGGGCUUCGGCUCAUGCACCGUCCCAAUAUUUUCCGGUCCCGCUCCGGCCACUCUGGCUGGGCGGGCUCUUUUGCGUUGGGACGGAAGGGCUGACCCUAACCCUGAUGGUGGGCGGGGCGUACCGAGGAACAAUGGAUGUAGCUGUAUUUGGUAGUCAUUCAGUCGCUGUAGAUAACACAAUGAAUGCAAUCACUCCUUCGCCUC